AUGGGGUGCUGGGGUCGGAACCGGGCCCGGCUGCUGUGCAUGCUGUCGCUGACCUUCAUGUUCAUGGUCCUGGAGAUGGUGGUGAGCCGGCUGACCUCGUCGCUGGCGAUGCUCUCGGACUCGUUCCACAUGCUGUCCGACGUGCUGGCCCUCAUCGUGGCCUUGGUGGCGGAGCGCUUCGCCCGGCGGACCCAGUCCACCCAGAAGAACACGUUCGGCUGGAUCCGGGCCGAGGUGAUGGGCGCCCUGGUGAACGCCAUCUUCCUGACCGGCCUCUGCUUCGUCAUCUUGCUGGAGGCCAUCGAGCGCUUCAUCGAGCCCCACGAGAUAAAGCAACCGCUGGUGGUCCUCGGGGUCGGUGUGGCGGGACUCGUGGUCAACCUGCUCGGACUCUGCCUCUUCCACCACAACGGCUUUGGGCAAGGGGGUGAGUCCGGCGGGGGCCAUGGCCACUCCCACGGGGGCCACGUCCAUGGCCACAGUCACGGCAAGGGGGUCCGGGGCAAGAGCAACCGCAGCGGGGGCAACAACAGCAACCUGACUGAGAGCGAGCGGGCCACCGACGGGGAGGAGACCAACAACUUGGUCAUCAGUAGCAGCAAAUCGAACGGGAUGAAGCUGGAACGAGAAGACCCUGCAAUGGAUGUGCAAGUUAAUGGGACCCUUAUUGUUGAUGAUUCAGACAAUUUAGAUUCGGAAGAUGAAGAUAAUAGGGGACAACUUAACAUGCGUGGAGUUUUUCUGCAUGUCUUUGGAGAUGCCUUGGGUUCGGUAAUUGUAGUGAUAAACGCCUUGGUCUUUUUCUUUUCCUGGAAAUCUUGUCCUGAAGGAGUGCUCUGUAAGAACCCAUGUGUCCCUGACCCCUGCGAGGCAUUUGUAGGUAUAAUUAAUAGUACUGAUCCAGUAGGUGAGGUUGGUCCUUGCUGGGUGCUAUAUUUAGAUCCGACUCUUUGUCUUGUAAUGGUUGGAAUACUUUUUUAUACUACUUAUCCAUUACUUAAGGAAUCUGCCCUUAUCCUUCUGCAAACUGUACCUAAACAAGUAAAUAUCAGAAAUUUGAAAAUGGAACUUCGAAGUGUUGAUGGAGUCGAAGAAGUUCAUGAAUUGCAUGUUUGGCAGCUUGCUGGAAGUAGAAUCAUUGCCACUGCUCAUAUAAAAUGUCGGGACCCUGCAUCUUACAUGGUGGUGGCUAAAAGCAUUAAAGACGUUUUUCACAAUCACGGAAUCCACGCCACUACUAUUCAACCUGAAUUUGCUAGUGUAGGCUCUAAAUCAGGUGUUACCCCAUGUGAGCUUGCCUGUAGAACUCAAUGUGCAUUGAAGCAAUGUUGUGGGACAGCACAAAAAAACAAGGAAACAGAAAAGGCCCCAGUUAGCAUUUCUUGUUUAGAACUUAGUGACAAUUUAGAGAAGCAGCCCAGGAGGACUAAAAUUGAAAGUAUACCUGCUGUUAUGAUAGAUAUAAAGAAGAUGCCAAACAAGCCACCUGAAUCAUCUAUGUAAGUUUUCAAAACAUGUGAUGUUCAACUUGUUUUCAUCUACAAGAGGAAGAGACUCUCCAUUGAAAUCCUAAGUUUGCCAAGUAGUAUAAUUGCUGAAGUCCUUGUUUUGGUCACACUGUUUAAUUCUAUUUUUGUAAGAACAUAAUGGAAUUGCAUAACACAAAGUUUUAUAUAUAUUACAACUUUGUGAUUAUCAGUGCACAGUACAGCUAUGCUGUAACAAUUUUGGAAAGCCAGUUUUAACACUAUGUUACAUUUUUUUUGGUUAAAAGUAAGUAUAAACCUUGUAUAACAUAAUGAUACUUUUGAUUUCAGUUUUCCCAUAGCAAAACUUAAUUGGGGAUAAAUAAAUUAAAAUUAAUUUGUUACUAGAAUUUCUCUGUUUUGUCUUUCCCCUCAUCCAAUGUUUUACUUUUAUUUGAGAAUUUUUGAUGAAACUUGAAAUAGUAAUUUUUUUUGUUUCUUUAGACAUUUUAGAUUACAUUUUCCUUCCCCAUUU
Gracilinanus agilis (Agile Gracile Mouse Opossum) is the source of this 2001-nucleotide messenger RNA. It is a transcript of the gene SLC30A1, whose product is annotated as solute carrier family 30 member 1. Gene Ontology annotation, molecular function: calcium channel inhibitor activity; zinc ion transmembrane transporter activity. The record is from RefSeq and is a predicted model, not a curated record. Bases 1 to 1503 code for a protein of 500 amino acids. Gene Ontology annotation, biological process: intracellular zinc ion homeostasis; detoxification of zinc ion; zinc ion transmembrane transport. Gene Ontology annotation, cellular component: endoplasmic reticulum; Golgi apparatus; membrane. The transcript is spliced from 2 exons. Lineage: Eukaryota; Metazoa; Chordata; Mammalia; Didelphimorphia; Didelphidae.